AAAAAAAAAACGAUCCAUUUAAUCCAUAAUGUCAGGUUUACAGCAGCCGAACCGUUUGACGAAGGAGGAGUAUAGAAAACAAAAGGAUCUCGAUGCUGCUCGUAAAGCCGGUACUGCACCUGCCGAAGUCGAUGAUGAGGGAAAUGAGAUCAAUCCCCACACGCCUCAAUUCAUGUUAAAAGCACCUUGGUACGUCGACAAUGGACAGGUCUCUCUUAAGCAUCAAAGAGCUCCAGAAAAACGACCCGGUACCAAGUUUGGAGCCGAAGAUAACUUUUGGUAUGCUCGCGGCCAACGAGCGGGUCCAGCAGCAACAAAAUACCGUAAGGGAGCAUGUGAAAAUUGUGGUGCAGCAUCUCAUAAGACACGCGAUUGUGUGGAGAGACCACGUAAAAAGGGUGCUAAAUGGACUGGAAAAAAUAUCAAAGCAGACGAGAUUGUACAAGAAGUAGAUCUUGAUUGGGAUGAGAAACGAGACCGAUGGAAUGGCUAUGAUCCCAAAGAGCAUGACAAAGUUAUUGAAGAAUAUAAUAAGAUUGAAGAGGCUCGACGUGCGGCCAAGGCCACAGAGCUUGAUAAGGAAGGACCUACUACAACUUCGGAAGCCAAGAAGAUUGCAGGAAUGUCGGAUGAUGAGGAAGAGGAUGAUGAUGACAAGUAUGCAGAUCAGGCAGAUAUGCCCGGUCAAUAUGUCAACCAAAAGACUCGAAUGACCAACCGUAAUCUCAGAAUUCGUGAAGAUACAGCUAAAUAUCUGUUAAAUCUGGAUACAGAUUCAGCUUAUUAUGAUCCCAAAACACGUUCUAUGCGUGAUAAUCCAUUGAGAGAAGAACAGGGUGCGGACGAUGUACCAUUUGCUGGUGAUAACUUUGUACGCUACACUGGUGAUGCUCCAGCAAUGGCCAAAAUUCAGCUAUUCGCCUGGCAAGCUGCUGAUCGUGGCAGUGACGUUCAUCUUCAGGCCAAUCCUACACAGGUGGCCAUCUUGCACCAGGAAUAUGAGUCCAAAAAGGAUGAAGUGCGAGGAUCUACUCAAAAGAGCAUUUUGGAGAAAUAUGGUGGAGCAGAACAUUUGGAAUCUGUUCCCAAGGAAUUGCUUCUUGCACAAAAUGAAAACUAUGUGGAAUACUCACGUACUGGUCGAGUCAUCCGUGGUCUUGAGAAGGCCAAGACAAAGUCGAAAUAUGAAGAAGAUGUAUUUAUCAAUAACCACAACUCUGUAUGGGGAUCUUACUGGGCCGAUGGAAAAUGGGGUUACAAAUGCUGUCGAUCAUAUGUUCGUAACUCAUAUUGUACUGGCCAGGCUGGUAUUGAUGCUCAAAAAGCUUCUCAAAUGGCCUCUCAUGGUGCUCUUUAGACCAACCAAAUUUCUCAUUAUUCAACUUUCUUUCGUCUUUAUUCAUUUUAUUUUCUCGUAAAUAAUAUCCACUUUGUUUUCGUAAGCUUUC
Messenger RNA from Phycomyces blakesleeanus NRRL 1555(-), 1448 nucleotides. RefSeq lists its product as hypothetical. Gene Ontology annotation, molecular function: pre-mRNA 3'-splice site binding. The record is from RefSeq and is a predicted model, not a curated record. Bases 29 to 1357 code for a protein of 442 amino acids. The transcript has 4 exons. Gene Ontology annotation, cellular component: spliceosomal complex. Gene Ontology annotation, biological process: mRNA splicing, via spliceosome. Lineage: Eukaryota; Fungi; Mucoromycota; Mucoromycetes; Mucorales; Phycomycetaceae.